Messenger RNA from Clupea harengus (Atlantic herring), 3555 nucleotides. RefSeq names its product suppression of tumorigenicity 7 like (gene st7l). Gene Ontology annotation, molecular function: protein binding. The record is from RefSeq and is a predicted model, not a curated record. Lineage: Eukaryota; Metazoa; Chordata; Actinopteri; Clupeiformes; Clupeidae.
ACAGGCGUAGGUCCCCUCUCUGUAAGUGAAACGUGUCUAAAGCAUGUUCGUUGCGCCACCGUGUGGUGAGAGGCGACGUCACCGACGCAAAGAACACAAACCUCCAGUAUCCCAACAUUCUUGUGUUUAUAACCAACGGGUGAAAAUGGCGGACACCAGUAGCAGUAAUCCCCAGUCACUGGGAUUUACAGAGAAAUUAAAAUCCUGGCUGUCUUGGUCAUGGACCUAUGUGUGUGCCGUAUGGUUUGCCAUGGUUCUAACUAUGAUAUACGUGCUACGAAGUCCUCUGAAACUGCAGGAAACGGUCACAGCAGCUUCAGUAUUUUUGAACACCCUGACGCCCAAGUUCUAUGUAGCGCUUACUGGAACAUCCUCACUCAUCUCUGGCCUUAUCUUGAUCUUUGAGUGGUGGUACUUCAGGAAGUAUGGCACAUCCUUUAUUGAGCAGGUGUCAGUGAGCCACCUGCGCCCUCUGCUGGGGGGAGUGGAGAACAGCAGCUCCUCAGGAGGCCUUUUCUCCCCUGUCAAUGGAUCUGCUGAACCCAGGCCCAGUGUGUCAGAGUGCAAAGUGUGGCGAAAUCCACUGAACCUAUUCAGGGGAGCAGAGUAUAACAGGUACACUUGGGUGACCGGUAAAGAGCCGCUGACGUACUACGACAUGAACCUGUCUGCUCAGGACCAUCAGACCUUCUUCAGCGUAGACACACAGCAGCUUAGACCAGAGGACGCAGGUCAGUGCGUGGUGAUGCAGAAAGCCUGGAGGGAGAGGAACCCACAGGCCCGCAUCCGAGCCGCCUACCAGGCCAUCGAGCUGAACCCAGAUUGUGCGGCAGCCUACGUGCUUCUGGCAGAAGAGGAGGCCACCACAAUCACAGAGGCAGAGCGACUCUUCAAACAGGCACUCAAGAGUGCUGGCAGAGACACCAACCUCCUGGUAUACAUCAAGCGGCGGCUCGCCAUGUGCGCCCGCAAGCUGGGCCGCAUCAAAGAAGCCGUCAAGAUGAUGAGAGACCUAAUGAAAGAGUUUCCAUUAUUGGGGAUGUUAAAUAUCCACGAGAACCUUCUAGAAUCUCUGCUGGAACUCCAGGCAUACGCUGACGUGCAAGCAGUACUGGCAAAAUAUGAUGACAUAAGUUUGCCAAAAUCAGCGACGAUAUGCUACACAUCAGCGCUGCUCAAAGCACGGGCAGUAUCAGAUAAGUUCUCUCCUGAGGCAGCCUCGAGGCGAGGUCUCAGCACAGCAGAGAUGAAUGCAGUAGAGGCCAUACACAGAGCUGUGGAGUUUAACCCACACGUACCAAAGUAUUUAUUAGAGAUGAAGAGUCUGAUCCUGCCUCCAGAGCACAUCCUGAAGCGGGGGGACAGUGAGGCCGUGGCCUACGCCUUCUUCCACCUGCAGCACUGGAAAAGGGCAGAGGGAGCCUUAAACCUGCUGCACUGCACCUGGGAGGGCACCUUCCGGAUCAUUCCAUACCCUCUAGAAAAGGGCCAUCUAUUCUACCCGUACCCAGGCUGCACGGAGACGGCAGACCGGGAGCUGCUGCCCUCGUUCCAUGAGGUGUCGGUGUACCCUAAGAAGGAGCUGCCCUUCUUUAUCCUCUUCACUGCGGGCCUCUGCUCCUUCACUGCCAUGCUGGCCAUGCUCACACACCACUUCCCAGAGCUCAUGGGGGUCUUUGCCAAAGCCUUCUUCAGCACUCUCUUCGCACCCCUGGGGUUCUUCGCAGACAAGAUUGAAGGUUUCAUGUUGACGCGGAUCUGACGCCAUUUGCAAGCUCCCCACAUACACUCUCAUACACCCUGACAGACACACGCACACAAAAAAAAAAAACACUCCACUGAAAUAGGCCCUACAGAAAUACAAUACACACCAGACAACAUGUUGAAAGGGCCAAACCUCCCUCCGUGCACACACACACACACACACACACACACACACCCACACACACCCACACUCACACACACAGACAAUAUUUUGACUUCUGUCCUCUGUUUGCUGUGAAGCUGGGCUUGUAUGUUUGCCGCCUCAUCUACACAUGAAAAGCCAGUCUUCUUCUUUGGGAGGAUUUUACGAGAAAGAAAAAGGUAAAAUAAUUUCUCAGUGAGCCACAACUAGAACCCCAUCCUGCAUUCUCCAACUCCCCCUUUUGUUAUGUUCAAAAAGCUUCCGAAUGCUAAAAGCACAACACCAAUAACACAUCGGCAUACUUCCACCCUCCUGGUCUACGAGGAAGCACUUUUCGCUUUUGAUACGAAGGUAGCCGAACUCCAGCGAGAAGUAGCGACUGGAAAAUAUCUGCUCCCCACCCAGGACCUUGUAGAUCUGGUCCUGAUCCUUAAGAUGCAGUCUGGGAAUGAAGAGGGCCCCACACAGCCCUCACACCCAGUGCCCACGUGCACACUGAUAGUCUUAAGCCCUCUCUAUAAACCUGCGUGCCUGUUCCCUCUCCACCAUAUUCCAGAGCAACGGUGUUCCUGUUAAAGGCCAACGCCGUGGCGGCUGAGGCGGGCGCAGGGCAGGCCCACUUACGGACGGGACCAGAACCUGCUGUGUGGGAGGAGAAGAGAGUCAGCUGGAGCAGACUCCACACACACACACACACACACACACACACACACACUCACCCUUUCAUGCUGUCUGAGACACAAGACACAUCUUGCCCCCAAAGGCCCCAGCCAAGCCCGGCUCUACAGGCUCGUUCGUGAGGUCCUCUGAAGAAACAAACUCUUGAUUUACUAUCCGUCUGGGCCGGCUGUGUAUACAACCUUUCCGACCCACUACCAGGGGUUGCCGUGGAUUGAUGCCUUGGUACUACCUCACCGUGGCAACCUGCCCUCGCGGCCACAGCACAGCGAUGUAGAUGAGGAUCAUCACUUCUGUCACUUCCGUCACGGAACAAGCGUCUGUAGGUAGAGGGUUCCGCAGGCCCACAUGCAAUUGAAGUGAGGGACGGAUUGGGGCCUCUACACUGGAAGUGCACCAGAUCUGGAACAAGGCGGCCAUUUUGUGGUGUUCGGUCAUAACCAUCACAGAUGCCAGAUCAGGGGUGGAUCCGUAUGUCAGUUUGCUGUUUUCUAGGAUAACUGCCCUCACCCCUGAGCCGCCAACAGCUCUGGAAUUGGCUGAACUAAACGUCUCACCGAGACGAGACGAGACGAGACGAGACAUGGGUGUCUGAGAGGCAGAAUGUACAGAAGCUCUUUGCCUCAGAUGUGUCUCUGAAAUCCCUCUAGACAUGUGCCUUCCAUCUCUGACCCUGAUUGGUCGGUUUUAUUUAUUUCCUCCCUCAUUUACCCCACUGAGAUUGUCAUUUAUUUAUUCCAAACAUUCCCAACAGGCCUUAAACUGGCACUAUGAUGCCGUUUUAUACUGAGGACAGAAGUCAAACUAUUGUAAUUGUAGCAUUGAAACAUUUUAAAAAGUGAAAUGGAGGUCUGAUCUCAACUCCAAGAGGAAAUGUCUUACUGUCUAAUGGCAGGCUUAACAUCGACAGUCGUCGUAAUCAAUGGUAUUGUUUGCUGAACAGCUGACAAUAAAGUGGUGCUUAAAAAACA